AUGGUGUCGACAUUCGUUAAAGAGCUAGUUCAGCUCGCUGCAUUCGUUCUUCCCGUGCUCCAACCAUGUUCUGCUUCAUCGCUUUAUUCCACAUAUAAUUUUAAUCCCUUAGAACAUCUUGGCGGUGUAGCGCCCUACUUCGAGCCACAAGAUCCGUCAGCAUCACCAGCGACUCCUCAAGGUUGUACGGCGUCGCGAGCAGUAUAUUUAUCUCGUCAUGCCGCAAUUUAUGCCAAUGACUACGAUUAUGAGGAAUAUAUUGACCCUUUUGUGUCCAAGCUGGAAAACAACACGGCUAUAGACUGGACCAAGAUUCCAGCCUUAAGUUUCCUUGAUGGUUGGACGGUUCCAUUGACAGACGCCGAACAAGAGCUGUUGACUCGCGUUGGUAGAUUAGAAGCCGCGCAACUCGGCGUUACACUCUCAUUCCGAUAUCCCAAUCUCAAGCUGCCAUCCCGUAUCUGGACCUCGUCUGCUGAAAGAACUGUAAAGUCAGCACAGUCAUUCGCACGAGGUCUAGAGUUGGAUGAGAAUGGAAUUAAUGUAGUCAGUAUUUACGAGUCGGAAGAAGCCGGCGCGAAUAGUCUCACACCUUACAAGAGCUGCCCAGCUUAUUCGUCAUCAUUCGGCAGUGAUCAGUCCGCUGUUUAUCUUGAAAAGUUCACCAAACCUAUCACCGCGAGAUUGAAUGCAUUAGCGCCUGGAUUCAACUUCACGGCUAACGACGUUUAUGGUAUGAUGGAGCUAUGCGGCUACGAAUCUGUAAUCCGGGGUAGCUCUCCAUUUUGUGACUUGGAUUUGUUCACACCGGACGAUUGGCUAGGGUGGGAAUAUACGGCCGAUGUUAUGUACCACUAUAAUGUGGGAUAUGGCAACCAGAUCUCCGGCGUCGUGGGACUGCCUUGGUUCAACGCUUCAGCGAAUAUCUUAUUGGGAGAGUCGACCGACCAACACGAUGUGUUUGUUAGUUUUACCCAUCGCGAACUGCCGCCUAUGGUUUUUGUCGCCAUGGGCUUAUUCAACAAUUCCGAUUUUGGUGGAAGCGAAGCAGCUAUCAAUGAUACCAUGCCUUUGGAUCGAAUCAACUACCGACGCGCGUGGAAGAGUUCGCAUGUGUUGCCGUUCCUAAGCAACCUCGCCAUCGAAAGAUUGAACUGUUCGGACAGUUAUGGUUACGAGGAUGGUGAUUAUUAUCGAGUUCUUGUCAACAGUGCUCCUCAACCUUUGCCGAAUUGUGCCGACGGGCCAGGUACAACUUGUUCGAGGGCUGGGUUUGAGCAGUAUCUUCAGGAACGAGUAGAUAUGUUUCAAGGCUUCUCCGAAAGAUGUGGUGUGGAUUAUAGCAACUCGACGGAUACGUUAUCGAUUUAUUCCGACACGGGAGUAGGAAAUGGUACUGCUGUUGGAAAGAGAUAUGAAGCAUUCAAGUCUCAUUUAGACGUAUAA
Hypoxylon trugodes is the source of this 1446-nucleotide messenger RNA. RefSeq names its product histidine acid phosphatase. Gene Ontology annotation, molecular function: acid phosphatase activity. Gene Ontology annotation, cellular component: fungal-type cell wall. The record is from RefSeq and is a predicted model, not a curated record. The transcript has a single exon. Lineage: Eukaryota; Fungi; Ascomycota; Sordariomycetes; Xylariales; Hypoxylaceae. The coding region runs from base 1 to 1446 and encodes 481 amino acids.